AUGCAACUAACUCCCGCGCCCGCACGCAUACACCUCCUGCUGCUGGGGCUCGGACUGGUGGUGCAGAGAUACGUCCUCGCGGAGGCGCCCGGCCUGCCUCGCGUUCGUGUUGACCCUGCCACCCACUUCUUCGUCGACACCAGCGAUCGCGUCCGCGUAUUCCACGGCGUAAACGUCGUCGAGAAGCUGCCCCCAUUCCUCCCUGUUUCAACGGGGUUCGACGCUCGGAACUCGCUCUCCGAAGCAGACAUCCUCAACCUCAGCUCGUGGGGGCUAAACGCGGUCCGUCUUGGUGUGCUCUGGGCGGGUGUGAUGCCACAGGAAGGCUGGGUCAACGCGACUUACCUCCGCACCGCGCGAUCAUUCGUUCGAGCUCUCGCGGCCAGAGGGAUUUACACCCUCGUCGACAUGCACCAGGACUCAAUGGGCGCGCGUUACUGCGGCGAGGGCUUCCCGGAGUGGGCAGUGCAAAAGGCGCUCAGGCUGAGCGGGAUGAACGUAAGCGCAGCGAACAGAUUUCCAAAGCCGUUUCACUGGGACAUGCGUGUCGACCCGAGUGGACUUCCGUCUCGUGAGGCCUGCAGCGCGCACGAUUUCUUACUUUACUACGGGACCACCGAAGCAAGCGCAGCGCGCGAAGCAUUCUUCAAAGACAUGCACGCUGACUUUGCUGCUCAUUGGGCCGCCGUAGCCAGCGCCCUGAGAGACGAGACGUCGGUGCUCGGCUACGAGCUCUUCAACGAGCCAUUUAGCAGGUCGCCCGGGGCAUCUGAUCGUCGCAAGCUGCUCCCGCUCUACCAGGCCGCGCACGAGGCGAUACGUGCGCACGACCAGCGUGCGAUUGUCUUUUUCGAGCCGCAUGUGCUCAACGGCCAGUUUGGCCUGGCGAGUGACUUCCCGCACGGUGGGCCCGGCGGGGAGCUGUACAAUGAUCGGCAGGCGUUUGCCUAUCACAUCUACUGCCAGAACGGGACAUCUACUGCGGUGGGCCUGGCACUCUGCAAUGUUGCACUUCGCACCGCGUGGGGAUCGUUCCGCGCCAACAAUGCGCGCCUCGGCGGUGGCCGUAUGCUCACCGAGUUUGGCGCCGUUUCGGAUUCACCUCACGCGCUCCGUGUUCUGCGCAAGAGCUUGGACCUGGCGGACGCUCACAUGCAGAGUUGGACCUACUGGUCCUUCAAGCCGUAUGACGACAUCACGACGAAUGCCAGCCCGCUCAGCGAGGGGCUCUACUAUAGGAACGGGACCCUGCAGCGCCAGAAGCUCGCUGAGCUCUCGCGCCCAUACGCCCCUCUCAUCUCCGGCAAGCCCAUCGCGUGGCACUACGACGCAGACUCUCUUGCCUUUACGCUGAGAUACGUGUGCGGCUCGUCAGCAGCGCCGACGGUGAUCUUUGCUCACAAAGCGUUCCACUUCCCGCACGGCGUGUGUAUCAGCAUCUCACCUUCCGAAGCCGCGCGCUGGGAGCAGCCUUCCGAGAAUGUCGUCGAAGUCUGGCACCAGUCGUCAUCAGCUGGGGCCGAGGUUGAGGUGGCCGUGUCUCAGCGAGCCGCGGCGUCCUCCUGUUUAGUAGCGCCCACACCAAGUUUAUACUGA
Molecule: messenger RNA, 1596 nt
Organism: Emiliania huxleyi CCMP1516
Lineage: Eukaryota; Haptophyta; Isochrysidales; Noelaerhabdaceae
Exons: 1
Coding region: 1-1596 (531 amino acids)
Biological process (GO): carbohydrate metabolic process
Molecular function (GO): hydrolase activity, hydrolyzing O-glycosyl compounds
Source: RefSeq, a predicted model, not a curated record